CGAAAAUCUCACAUGACAGCGACACCGUACGACGACCCAUGGGUUGGCGUUCCUCUCCGUGAACACCAAACCAAACAUUAACAUCAACCAAACAGAGCCCUAGUUUUCGAUCUGUUCCAAAUUCUCUGUUCCCAUUUCAUUUUCUCAAUUUCCCAAUUCAAAUUCCCGAUUCACCUUCGUUCUUCGCUUGAAUUCUUCUUCCAUUGUCAAUUUUUACCUCAGUGGUUGCUUCUUUCGCUUGUUUUCAUCUUCCUCAGCAGAUCAGGUUUCAAUUUGCUUCUGCUCCAGCUCUGAAGGAUCCCCACUCUCUCUAUAAAUGAAUGGUCUAGUGUAUGGCUUUGUAAGAUAUUGAUAUAAAAGUAUGGGCAGCAGUGAGAUGGAUAAAACCCCUAAAGAGAAGGAAUCAAAGACACCACCACUUACUCCACAGGAGCAGCCUCCGACCACCAGCACUGGAACAGUUAAUCCUCCUGACUGGUCCAGCUUUCAGGCGUAUUCUCCCAUGCCUCCACAUGGAUUCUUGGCAUCAAAUCCCCAAGCUCACCCUUAUAUGUGGGGUGUCCAGCAUAUUAUGCCUCCCUAUGGUACUCCACCACAUCCUUAUGUUGCAAUGUAUCCCCAUGGUGGCAUAUAUGCUCAUCCAUCCAUUCCGCCGGGGUCCUAUCCUUUUAGUCCUUUUGCCAUGCCUUCUCCAAACGGUAUUGUCGAGGCUUCAGGAAAUACUCCUGGCAGCAUGGAAGCUGAUGGUAAGCCUCCUGAGGUGAAAGAAAAAUUGCCAAUCAAAAGAUCAAAAGGAAGUUUGGGUAGUUUGAAUAUGAUUACACGGAAAAAUAAUGAACAUGGUAAAACACCAGGGACGUCAGCUAAUGGAGCUCAUUCAAAAAGUGGUGAGAGCGGAAGUGAAGGUACUAGUGAAGGAAGUGAUGCAAAUUCUCAGAAUGACUCUGAAUUGAAAUCAGGGGGCAGACGGGAUUCUUUUGAAGAUGAACCAUCUCAAAAUGGUACUGCAGUGCAUACUACACAAAAUGGGGGACUUAAUACACCUCAUCAAACUAUGUCUAUGGUGCCUAUCUCUGCGGGUGGUGCUCCUGGAGCUGUUCCUGGUCCCGCUACAAACUUAAAUAUAGGAAUGGAUUAUUGGGGCACACCAACUUCAUCCAACAUUCCUGCACUGCAUGGAAAUGUUCCAUCUACUGCAGUUGCUGGAGGGAUGGCUACUGGGGGAUCACGGGAUGGUGUUCAGUCACAACAUUGGCUACAGGAUGAAAGAGAGCUCAAAAGACAAAGGCGGAAACAGUCUAACAGGGAGUCUGCUCGCAGAUCCAGGUUGCGCAAGCAGGCUGAGUGUGAUGAGCUAGCUCAGCGUGCUGAAGCUUUGAAAGAAGAAAAUGCUUCACUCCGAUCAGAAGUAAGUCGUAUCAGGAGUGAUUAUGAGCAGCUACUUACUGAGAAUGCAGCUCUCAAGGAGAGACUUGGGGAACUACCUGGGAACGAUGAUCUUAGGUCUGGCAAGAGUGAUCAGCACACGCAUGACGACGCCCAACAGAGUGGGCAGACAGAGGCUGUGCAGGGUGGUCAUUAGGAUCACACGCCGCGUUUCUGGAAGAUAAUCUAACUUAAUAGCAAGAGCGCGAUCGUGUUUUGGAUAGCUUGUAGUUCAAAUUGUAUUAGAGCUGACCAUUUAGUCUUCGGAUCUGUUUAUGUUACAUGAUCCAUCAUUCCUAAUGUGGUUUUUUUCCGUCCCCAUUCAAGACAACCUGGAUCGUAUGUAGUGUGUGAAUUCUGUGUCACGCCUUAUCUGCAUCUUCCAAGUUAGUGUUCAAGUUUAGCAAUGUAGUUAAUGAACUUGGGUGUUGUCCAUUAUAUAAUUUCCUGUACAAAUAUUUUAUCGUGAAAAUAAAGAAAAGGAGUAUCACUGAAUUCCAUUC
This is a messenger RNA of Lotus japonicus, 1928 nucleotides long. RefSeq names its product bZIP transcription factor 16-like. Bases 362 to 1582 code for a protein of 406 amino acids. Gene Ontology annotation, cellular component: nucleus. The transcript is spliced from 13 exons. Lineage: Eukaryota; Viridiplantae; Streptophyta; Magnoliopsida; Fabales; Fabaceae. Gene Ontology annotation, molecular function: DNA-binding transcription factor activity; sequence-specific DNA binding. Gene Ontology annotation, biological process: regulation of DNA-templated transcription. The record is from RefSeq and is a predicted model, not a curated record.